Messenger RNA from Amaranthus tricolor (Joseph's coat), 912 nucleotides. Its product is annotated as protein MAIN-LIKE 2-like. The transcript is spliced from 6 exons. NCBI's taxonomy places the organism in Eukaryota, Viridiplantae, Streptophyta, Magnoliopsida, Caryophyllales, Amaranthaceae. The record is from RefSeq and is a predicted model, not a curated record. Gene Ontology annotation, biological process: meristem development; meristem maintenance. The coding region runs from base 1 to 912 and encodes 303 amino acids.
AUGCGACCUCACCCGAUACUAGCCGUGAACGUCAAUCAGCAAAAGGUGGCCUGGGGUGCGGUGACCUUGGCCUGCUUGUAUAGGCAGCUCGGAAUGGCAUCUAGGGCUGGUUGCAAGACCAUUGCGGGAUGCCUGACAUUGCUCCAGACAUGGAUCUAUGAGUACUUUCCCGCUUUCCGCCCUCAUCCUCGCCGAGAAGAUGUGCCAAACAUGACUAGGGCGGAGAUGUGGUCAACGAAGAAACCAUGUCGUGAGGUGGACAGGCUGAGGGACUGCCGCAGGGUUCUUGACUCAAUGACGGAGACUCAGGUGGAAUGGACUCCGUACAUUUCUGCUCCUAGUGCGUUGCUGAAUGAGCACCCACGCACCUUCAUCAUCAGGGGUAUCACGUGCUUUGAUAUAGUCGAGGUGUAUUUGUCGGAGCAGACUUUGCGACAGAUCGGGUUCGUGCAGGCUAUUCCCCCCGCUCCUAUGAGACCAACCAAGGCUCUCCGACCGGCACACGGCACCUACUCUGUGACCUUUGCUUCUUCUGCUGUUUAUUUGGAGACAUGGACCCCUGACAAAGGCCCGACUGCAGAACCUGGUCCUUCUCAGAGCAGAGCGGAAUACUUCCUCAAUGAAUGGCCCAGUCGAUUCGCUCCAGUGGCUAGGCUACCUCCUUCGCUCGCGGAUAUGAACCCCCGUCAACGACAUGCGAUAACUCAUACUUAUAAUAUAGGAUUCACAUCAAGAUAUGUUCACAACAAUUUCAUCAAGGGAAUGAAAUAUGCAAGGUCCUUCCCUUCUUAUGCAAGCACAGUUAGGGGUCUAAAAACCUCAAGAAAACUAAAGGUCACACCAGUUAACGCGAUGGUAAACAAAUUGAAGAAAUACACGAUGCCUCUUAACCCCUACCCAAAUUCCCCAUGA